Musa acuminata subsp. malaccensis (wild Malaysian banana) is the source of this 959-nucleotide messenger RNA. Its product is annotated as protein RGF1 INDUCIBLE TRANSCRIPTION FACTOR 1-like. The record is from RefSeq and is a predicted model, not a curated record. NCBI's taxonomy places the organism in Eukaryota, Viridiplantae, Streptophyta, Magnoliopsida, Zingiberales, Musaceae.
CACUUCUCUCCUCUGAUCAUCUGAGCUCAGAUUAAACCAGCAGUAAAGAACUGUUCCUCUAUAAACAAAGCUAUUUCUGGAGAGGGAGAGGGAGUUGGGUAAGGAGAGAAGAAGAGUGUGUGUGUGUGUGUGUGUGUGUGUAUGGGAAGAAGAGAGUAUGGAGGAGGAGGAAUGCCGGGGUGGCUGGGCGGACUGGUGGAGGAGAGCUUCUUUGUGGGCUGUGGACUCCACGAGGGCCGGAGGAAGAACGAGAAGAACAUCUUCUGCCUCGGCUGCUGCACCAGCAUUUGCCCCCACUGCGCACCCGCCCACCCUUCCCACCCCCUCCUCCAGGUGCGGCGAUACGUUUACAACGAUGUGGUUCGACUGGAUGAUCUGGAGAAGCUCAUAGACUGCUCUUUUGUUCAGCCUUACACCAUCAACAGUGCCAAAGCGGUGUUCCUGAAGCCAAGACCUCAAUCCAGGCCUCCCAAGGUCUCUGGCAACAUCUGCUUGACCUGUGACAGAAUCCUCCAAGACGGCUUCCACUUCUGCUCCCUCUCCUGCAAGGUGGAUCACAUUAUGUUGCGAGGGGAGGAUUUAUCGAGCAUACUGUUCCGGUUCGACGAGUCCGACUUCACCGUCUCCCACUUUGAGUGUCUUCGGGUGGACGGUACCGAUCCACUCGAUGAAGACAGAAACAGCCCAGGAGGAGGAGGAGGAGGAGGAAGAACGAAGCACAAGAGUGGCGGUGGCUUCUUCCCACAGAUGGUCUUGUCUUUGAGCAACAGGAGGAAGGGAGCUCCUCGUAGAUCUCCUAUGUCUUAGUGAGUCUCAUGUCAUGCCAUAGCAUUCAUUGGGCAGUAGAGCAGUGUGUUUACUGGUUUGUGGAGGGGACUGAGGACUUCCAUUGCUGACAAGGUGGGCACGUCGGCCACCGAUUUUGUACUAUGGUAAUGGUUAUCUAUGUGAUACCUAUG